Molecule: messenger RNA, 1636 nt
Organism: Telopea speciosissima
Lineage: Eukaryota; Viridiplantae; Streptophyta; Magnoliopsida; Proteales; Proteaceae
Product: protein DETOXIFICATION 27-like
Exons: 7
Coding region: 59-1630 (523 amino acids)
Biological process (GO): xenobiotic detoxification by transmembrane export across the plasma membrane
Cellular component (GO): membrane
Molecular function (GO): xenobiotic transmembrane transporter activity; antiporter activity
Source: RefSeq, a predicted model, not a curated record
UCUCUCUUUCUGUCUCAAUCUGUAGUGGAAGAAGAAUAGGAAAAGGAAGGGAAUAACCAUGCGAUUCAACAAUGGCAUAACAGGGGAAGAAUCUGUUCCCUUGUUGCAGAAAAUACCAUCAAUAAGAGAGAAUGAAGAAGAGGAAAAUUUAGGGAAAAGGGUUUGGAUCGAAUCAAAACUGUUAUGGCACAUCGUUGGUCCAGCCAUCUUCAGCCGUGUCUCCUCCUACUCCAUGAAUGUCAUCACCCAAGCUUUCGCUGGCCACCUUGGUGAUCUUGAGCUUGCUUCCCUCUCCAUCGCCAAUAAUGUCAUUGUUGGCUUCAAUUACGGUCUCUUGUUAGGAAUGGCAAGUGCAUUGGAGACACUAUGUGGUCAGGCAUUUGGAGCUAAGAAAUUCCAUAUGUUGGGAAUCUAUAUGCAGAGAUCAUGGAUUGUUCUGUUUCUCUGCUCUGUUCUGCUUCUGCCCAUGUACGUAUUUGCUACUCCUGUUCUGAAAUGGAUGGGGCAACCGGAGGAUGUGGCGGAGCAGUCGGGUAUGGUGGCUCUCUGGCUUAUCCCUCUCCACUUUAGCUUUGCAUUCCAGUUUCCUUUGCAGAGGUUCUUGCAAUGCCAGCUUAAGACUGCAGUGAUUGCCUGGGUUUCCUUGGUGGGUUUCAUUGUUCAUGUAUUUGUGAGUUGGCUUUUUGUGUAUGGCUUCAAGCUUGGCUUGGUGGGAACUGCUAUUACCCUUAACUUCUCAUGGUGGGUUCUGGUUUUUGGAUUGUUGGCUUACACCAUUUGUGGUGGGUGUCCUCUCUCUUGGACUGGUUUCUCGGUUCAAGCUUUCUUUGGGCUUUGGGAUUUCCUCAAGCUCUCUGUAGCUGCAGGUGUAAUGCUCUGCUUGGAGAACUGGUAUUACAGAAUAAUUAUAUUGAUGACAGGAAAUCUGAAGAAUGCAAAGAUUGCAGUUGAUGCUUUGUCCAUUUGCAUGACCAUUAAUGGAUGGGAAAUGAUGAUUCCUUUGGCGUUUUUCGCGGCAACUGGAGUAAGGGUGGCAAACGAGCUAGGAGCAGGGAAUGGGAAAGGAGCAAAGUUUGCGACAACAGUAUCAGUGGUGACAUCAACAAUAAUAGGUCUCAUAUUUGGUGUUCUAAUUAUGAUAUUCCACAGCAACUUUGCAAUUAUCUUCACUUCCAGCUACCAAGUUAUCACUGCUGUCGACAAGCUUUCUGUCCUCUUAGUCUUCACCAUUCUCCUCAAUAGUGUUCAACCAGUUCUCUCUGGUCAGUACUCACUACUACUCUUCUCUCAUCUCUUUCUCAUUUAUAGUUUCUCAACUUCAUCUAUUAAUGUAGGAGUGGCUGUUGGAUCGGGAUGGCAAGGUUUUGUGGCCUUCAUAAAUUUGGGUUGCUAUUACAUCAUUGGGGUCCCUUUCGGUGUUUUAUUGGGAUGGUUCUUUAAUCUUGGAGUCGAGGGUAUCUGGAUUGGGAUGAUUUGUGGGACCGCGGUGCAAACAUUGGUAUUGUCCAUCAUCACCAUUCAUUGCGACUGGGAUAACGAGGCAAGGAAAGCAACCUUAGCGGUAGAAAAAUGGGCGAAAUCAGAUGCUGCAGACGGUGAAAACCAAAUUACAGCAAAAAUAAAAGGGUAGACUCAC